GGAAAGCGCGCGAGUGACCAAAUUUUGGCCCAAAACAAACGCGUACGCGCCAGCCCUCCACCAGAUAGCAGCGCCCCCAGAAAAAGCCAGAUAGCAGCGCCGCCCCCAAAUCGACGCCCAAAUCCUUCGUCCGCUCCACCAGAUCGCCGCCACCGCCGCCGCCGCUGCCCCCCACCAGACCACCGCCGCCGCCGCCCUCAGCCAUCCCCACCGCCGUCGCCGCCCCCAGCCAUCCCACCGCCGCCGACCUCCCUCCAUCCCGAGCAGUACCGCCGUCGCCCUGCAUGCCGAGCCGUGCCGCAGUCGCCCUCCAUGCCGAGCCGUGCUGCCGUCGCCCUCCACCGCUCCAGAGCGGCGCCGCCGAGCACCCAAGUGACCGCAGCCGCCAAUCACUCCAGGUCGGGGCCGUCGGCCGCCCUCCACCCAGACCAUUGCCGUCGUCGGCAACGGAAAGCGCAAGAGGAAGCAGUGCCUUCCCAGGGGUCCACCAUGGCAUCGUGCUCCUCUUCUCCGCGGCCGUUCACGCUGGCGAGCAUGGGGGGCUCCCGACCACGCCCUCCUCCCCGAUGGCGGCGAGCACGGUGCCUCUCCACUUAGAUCCGUGCCGGUGGAAACCCGAUGCAGCUGCUUGAUAGAAUCAUGGAAGGAACAUACAGUGCAGUACGAGACGAGGGAUGGUCUGAUGAUGUUGUCGAGAUGAGUAUGGUGCUCAUACUGUUAUCAUUUUGUAUUCAGAAUCUUUGAUGUUAAAUGGUGGGGUGUUAAAUGUAGCCCUCGAUAAAAAAUGGAGAUUAUACUACCAUAGUUAGCUCCACUAUAGAAAGUAACAUAACCAGCCUGAAGUAUGUGUAUAUCUAUUACUCUUUAAUAGUACAUAAGCUUUUGAACCUAGGAAGUCAUUGCCUCAGAGUUAUGCCUGCUUAGAUUAAUGGUUGCUAUGCUAACAAGAUACAGUGAAAAUUAACUUUGUUUCGAAUACAGUGAGUAUAUGACCUUAUAAUUGUUUAUGAUUAGAAUUAGCAAGGUCCCUUUACCCUCUUAAUGUGUUUACACUUCCUCUAAUGAAAUAAUAUGCUGUCUAUGAACCUUAACAAUCGUCAUCUCAGCUAAACAUAAAAGGAAGAAGGCCCACCAGAUUUGUUCGUAGUGCACAUUGUU
Molecule: messenger RNA, 1158 nt
Organism: Triticum aestivum (bread wheat)
Lineage: Eukaryota; Viridiplantae; Streptophyta; Magnoliopsida; Poales; Poaceae
Exons: 2
Coding region: 285-632 (115 amino acids)
Source: RefSeq, a predicted model, not a curated record